AUGGCGCAAAAUUACCCUUAUCCAGAGUAUAAGAAUAAGGUGGUGGAUUGUACCGUUGUCCCAGAUUUGACCAAGAUAUCAGGAAAGUCUGUGGUUAUCACUGGAGGUGCUGGUGGCAUGGGCGAAGAGGCUACACGAGCGUUUGCUAAUGCAGGAGCCUUCGUCACAUUUGGUGAUUUGAAUGAGGAAGCGGGGAAGCACUUAGAGGCUGAGUUGUAUCCUAACGCUCGCUUUGUCCGAUGUAAUGUAGUCGACUUCGAGUCCCAGAAGGCAAUGUUCAAAGCUGCAAUGGAACAUUCCCCGUCCAAAACCGUCGAUGUUGCCAUUGCAAAUGCUGGAAUCUCAAAAAGUGACCCAGUUUAUAAGGGGGAACUCAUAAAUGGAGAACCUCAGGCCCCUGACCUCGCAACUCUAGAUGUCAAUACAACAGGGGUUCUUUACACUUGUCAUCUAGCCCGGUUUUACUUCAUGAAACACGAACUUAUUACAGGACGUGACCGCUGUUUAAUUGUUCUUUCCAGUACCGCCGGUUAUGCAGAUGUCCCUGGCCGGCUCAUCUACAUGAUGUCCAAGUUUGCGGCUCGAGCGGUAAUGAGGUGUCUGCGUCGCAGUACAGCGUAUGACGGAAUUCGAGUCUGUACGUUAGCACCAUGGUUCGUGGAAACAAAGCUUGUGACUCCGGAGGUAAUGCAAGUGAUCAAGAGUAAAGGUGUUAAAUUUGCAAAUGCCGCUGAUGCAGCUGCUGCAAUGAUCCGCAUUGUCUCCGAUACUACCAUUAAUGGACGCUGUUUUACCAUAGUAAACCGCGAAGAGGCUGUUUUAGGAUAUUAUGAUAUGGAUGUAGACGACUUCCCAGAGGCUUCCAGAGCAGCCAAGCAGCAAUCUGAAUUUCUUGCUGUCUCUCAUGGGGCUUGA
Talaromyces proteolyticus is the source of this 915-nucleotide messenger RNA. RefSeq lists its product as uncharacterized. NCBI's taxonomy places the organism in Eukaryota, Fungi, Ascomycota, Eurotiomycetes, Eurotiales, Trichocomaceae. Bases 1 to 915 code for a protein of 304 amino acids. The record is from RefSeq and is a predicted model, not a curated record. The transcript has 7 exons.